AGCAACAGUACCAUCAGGAAGCCUGAGAAUAUAGCAGACUUUGACACAAAGCUCUCCUCAGACAAACCAGUCCCAUUACCAAGGGCUAUGUUCAUAUGAGGAACCUGCCAUGUCACUCAUACAACUUACACAAGACAUUUUGAGGAAUGAUGUGGGUAUGAUGCUGUUCUCCCUGCCUUGAUGAUGUACGAGGUCAUGUCAGGAGACACCAGAACACUGUCCUGGAAGGUACCCAGCCCAGGCCACAACAGGCCAGAACCUAGCCCAGAGGACGCAGCCAUCGCUGGGAAUGGAGGGCCAGUCAAGAUCCUUAAAGUCUGCUUCACCACAAGCAGCAACCUGGGCAAGAACUUUAAACUGGUCAAGUGUGACAGCUCCUGGCAGAUUAGGGCUAUUAUCCAGUCUAUUCUGAACAGCGGUCGACUGGGGCCCAACAUCCAGUACAAGAACUGCUAUGGCCUCCUGCUGAAGCACCUGAAGUCCGAGGAGCUGCACUGGCUCCACCCUGAUCUGACCGUGGCCGAGGUGGAGCAACGCUAUGAAAGUCACCAUGUUGAGGCAGAGUGGAGGUAUGACCUGCGAGUGCGCUACAUCCCAGAUAAUUUCCUGGAGAAGUUUAAAGAGGACAGGACCACUUUGCUCUACUUCUAUCAACAGGUGCGUAGUGAUUACAUGCAGUACCAUGCCAGUAAAGUGAGUGAUGGGAUGGCUCUGCAGCUAGGCUGUCUGGAGAUCAGGAGGUUUUAUAAAGACAUGAAUGCGAAAGGUCUUGAAAAGAAGUCCAACUUUGAGCUGCUGGAGAAGGAGGUGGGGCUGGACCUCUUUUUUCCUAAAGGGCUGAUAGAUAGCAUGAAGCCCAGAGCGCUGAGGAGGCUCAUCCAGCAGACGUUCCAGCAGUAUGCCACGCUGAAGGAGGAGGACUGCAUGAUCAAGUUCUUUGAAACCUUGAUCCAAUUUGUCAACGUCGACGAGGAGGUCUUUCCCUGUGAGCUAGUGCAAGGCUGGAGUCUGUCUGUGGAGCUGGUGAUCAGAGCCAAGGGAAUUCGCCAGCGCACCCAGAAAGAUUCAGCACCUGUGUGUAUUGCUGACUUUAAACAAAUCAAAAACAUCAAACACUUACCUCAGACUGAUGGCAAAGCCCUCAUCACCUUGGACAUAGAGGGAGCCAGACAAUCCCUGUCCAUCAACGUGGCCACUUUUGCCAUGGCUGAGAACAUGGUGGACCUCAUUGACGCAUACUGCCGCUUGGAAAGCGGCAAGGAUGACACGUUCAUCUCCAGAACAAACAAAGAUACCCAAAGAAGUUCUCUACCUGCAAUUCCAACUACAAAGGACACAGAGAACUUCAGAUACAGUAUGGGAUCGGAUAUUUAUUGUGAGAUUAUGGAGGAGAAGCCAAGGGCUGUGGUGAAGUACGGGAUUGAAAGACAGAACAUAGUCCUCGGACGAAUUCUUGGCUCUGGGUUUUUCGGAGAGGUCUACGAUGGCGUUUACAAAAAGCAGAGCGGAGACAGGGUCAGUGUGGCUGUGAAGACCUGUAAAGACUGUUCUCCUGACGUCAUGGAGAAAUUCAUGAGUGAAGCAGUGAUCAUGAAGAACUUGGACCACCCCAACAUCGUCAAGCUCAUUGGAAUCAUAGAAGAAGACCCAGUGUGGAUCGUCAUGGAGCUCUACCAACAUGGAGAGCUGGGGAACUACCUGGCCCAGAACCAGAAGAAUCUGACCAACGUGACCCUGGUCCUGUACUGUCUCCAGAUCUGUAAAGCCCUGGUCUACCUGGGGGGGGUGAACAUGGUGCACAGAGACAUUGCGGUGCGCAACAUUCUCGUGGCCGCUCCAGACUGUGUGAAGCUCGGUGACUUCGGGCUCUCCAGAUACAUAGAGCAAGAGGAGUACUACAAAGCUUCAGUAACGAGACUGCCGAUCAAAUGGAUGGCUCCUGAAUCAAUAAACUUCAGACGUUUCACAUCGGCUAGCGAUGUCUGGAUGUUUGCGGUGUGCCUGUGGGAGAUCAUAAGCCGUGGGCAGCAGCCGUUCUUCUGGCUGGAGAACAGGGAUGUGAUCAACCAGCUGGAACAGGGCAUCAGGCUUCCCAAACCAGAGGAGUGCCCCCCCGCCCUCUACUCACUCAUGACCCGCUGCUGGUCCUACGACCCCCAGGAACGACCCACCUUCACUGAGCUGGUGGUCAAGAUCAGUGACGUGCAUAAGAUGGAGAAGGAGGAGGAGGUGGAGAGACAGAGAGACAGAGCCAGAGGCGCACGCAAUACCAGGCUCUUUGAACCCAAGUUCACCAUCAGUGAACCUCCUCCUAAGCCUUCGAGGAUGCCAGGACGCUUUGGGAAGCAAGCCAGCUUUGGCCUGCACAUUGAGCUGAACGAGGCGUUGUGUGCCAGCUCUCCAGACCUGGCCAGCCCAUGUGACUACCAGUCUCCUCUGGACUCCACGGACAGCUUGAUGGUCCCUAAGUUGUCUCCCCGACGACGUAGUAUGGGGGAGAGGGACUUCAUUGCGGUGCCCACCAAGGAGGAUGCCCAGCGCCUGUGGCAGAGUGAUAGAGACCUCCUGCAGAGCACCCUCCUCCAGCAGAAAAAGGACAUGAAGGAGGACAACAAGUGGCUGGAGAAGGAGGAGAAACUAUUGGAUCCCAUGGGCUCCAAUAUAGUGAACAGUCCAGAGUUGCCAGUGCCGGAGAAUGUUCAUGCUCCUCCGGAGAAGCCUGCUCGCCUUACCGCUCAGGCGGCCCCCACAGCUGAACUGGACCGCUCUGAGGACAAGGUGUAUCAUUCAGUCAUGGAGCUGGUCAAGGUAGUAGUGCAGCUGAAGAAUGACAUUGGCACUCUACAGCCUGAGAACUACAUCUCUGUUGUGAAGUCUGUAGGACUUACCCUACGGGAUUUGAUUCGCAAUGUGGAUGAGAUUCUACCCACCUUACAUGAUUCCAUCAAAACUGAGAUUGAAGGCACUCAGAAGCUCCUGAACCACGACAUGGCGCAGGUCAUCAGUAAGAUGCGCCUGGCGCAGCAGAACGCCAUCACCUCUCUGAAGGAGGAGUGUAAGAAGCAGCUGCUGUCUGCCGCACACACGCUGGCCAUGGACGGCAAGAACAUGCUGGACGCCGUCGACCAGGCUAGGGUCAGGGCCAACCUGGCCAAGCCCAAACCCGAGGCCUCCUAAUGGACUUGACCGGGGUCUGGUCUCUUGAGGGGUCUUGGAUGUAUAGUGCGGCCGCAGGGGACAUGUUGUAGUUGGUGUGACGUGUGACUCAUUAACUAGUCCUGCAAAGGUGUUUCUGUCAGACCAAAGUUGUGAAUGAGAUUGUUGGAGGAGGACAGGAGGGUCUCUCCAAAAUGUUUGGUUGCCAAAGAUGCUAAUGUUGACCAAAACAAUACUUUUUUUUCACUUGGAGUCUUUAAACAUUUGUUGUUUUAUAAAACGGGGGGUUGUAAAGUGGUAUAAAGCUAAAUUGUUAAAUAAUAAAUGUACUAAAUAGUUGGAGUGGAUAGCCUUCUACUCUACUACUAAGUUCUUAUGACAACUUUUUUUUUGUGCCAUGACUUUGUUGAGACUGUUGAAAGAAAAUAAAUGAGAUAAAAAAUGCA
Osmerus eperlanus (European smelt) is the source of this 3602-nucleotide messenger RNA. RefSeq names its product protein tyrosine kinase 2 beta, b (gene ptk2bb). Gene Ontology annotation, cellular component: cytoskeleton; focal adhesion. NCBI's taxonomy places the organism in Eukaryota, Metazoa, Chordata, Actinopteri, Osmeriformes, Osmeridae. The transcript is spliced from 31 exons. Gene Ontology annotation, biological process: signal complex assembly; protein phosphorylation. Gene Ontology annotation, molecular function: protein tyrosine kinase activity; ATP binding. The record is from RefSeq and is a predicted model, not a curated record. Bases 181 to 3177 code for a protein of 998 amino acids.